CUCUCAUUAGUCAUUCCACACAUUAAGCUCUCUAUCUUUUGACUUGCCAACAAUGGCUUCCAUUAGUCUCCGUCGGAGAGACGCCGUGUUAUUGACGGCGAUGUUAGCGACUGAAACCGGAAACGUGGCGAUGAAUACUCUAUUUAAAGCAGCUACUUCAAAAGGCCUUAAUUCUUAUACCUUCCUCAUCUACUCUUAUCUCAUUGGCUCUCUUUUUCUUCUUCCUUCUCACAUCUUCUCAUAUAGAAUGGAGAAAGCAUCUUUCAAAGAAAAGAGUAGUGUAGCCAAAAUGGUUGGGACAAUAGUUUCACUAGUUGGGGCACUUGUGGUAGUUCUCUACCAUGGUCCACGAGUCUUCAGCCCAUCUUCUCCGCCGCUUCCACAACUCCGCCAGCUUCUUCCGCCGUUAUCAUCCUCAAACUCCGAUUGGAUCAUCGGUGGUUGCCUUUUAGCCGUCAAAGACACCCUCGUUCCUGUUGCUUUCAUUCUUCAAGCACACAUAAUGAAGAUAUAUCCAUCACCAUUCACGGUCUCUUUCUUCUAUUUUCUGAUUGCUUCAAUCUUGACGUCAUUGAUCGCAAUCGUAGCAGAAAAGAACAAUCCGAGCAUAUGGAUCAUUCAUUUUGACAUUACAUUGGUUUGCAUAGUUGUUGGGGGAAUAUUUAAUCCAGGAUAUUACGCGAUUCAUCUGUGGGCAGUACGUAAUAAAGGACCUGUUUACUUAGCUAUAUUCAGACCUUUAUCGAUUUUAAUAGCAGUGAUUAUGGGAGCCAUUUUUCUUGUCGAGUUUUUUUACCUCGGAAGUUUGAUCGGAGGGAUUUUGAUAUCAUUAGGGUUUUACACUGUGAUGUGGGGAAAAGCAAAAGAAGAGAAGACUGAAUCGUUGUCACUUUCUGAAGAAGCUCCUCUUCUUAUAAAAAACAUAGACGACCAAAUAUAGAUUUAAAAGAAUGUUGGAAACGAUGAUUAUUAUGAGUAUCUCUUUGUAGAAUGUGUUUAUGUUGAUAGAGAUUAGAAGCACUCUAUUUAGUAUCAAUAAAAUGUUAUAUAGAGCUUGUAACUAAACACAUGUUACUCAUUUUUUAACAAAUGUUUUUAAAUAAU
This is a messenger RNA of Arabidopsis arenosa, 1104 nucleotides long. NCBI's taxonomy places the organism in Eukaryota, Viridiplantae, Streptophyta, Magnoliopsida, Brassicales, Brassicaceae. The record is from the annotation of a GenBank genome assembly.